AUGGAGUUUCUCAAGAGGGUAUGCAGUGAACAUUCAGAUGGUCGUCUUUGCGACUUCUGUGAAAGCCAUCCAUGGGUAGGACCAGAGAGUGAGCGAAUACCUCAACCCAUACCUGACCCCAAGAACCCUCCACACUAUAAGAGCGUGUUUUGUACGCCAGUGAGAAAUGAUGAUGGUAGCCGCAGAGAUCCUGAUGACUGGCAGCCAAGGGCUCAGUUGAAACGCUUAUUUAAUUCAUCAGAAAUAACCCUCAAUGAUACAGAUGCCAUUAAAGAAUAUGCAACAAAGUUCGCUGUUGAUGAAAAAUACGUGCGUUCAUAUCUGGAGCACCUGACAACACUGAGACUCAAAGAAUCCAUCAGGUCGACUCAGAGUCAAACCGACAAAAGCAAACGAGACCUAAAAAGAUACAAUGAGUAUGACUGGCUAGACAUGUCUCUAAAAGGAAUUGCAACAACUAACUGUCAAAGAACUUGA
This is a messenger RNA of Porites lobata, 477 nucleotides long. The record is from the annotation of a GenBank genome assembly. NCBI's taxonomy places the organism in Eukaryota, Metazoa, Cnidaria, Anthozoa, Scleractinia, Poritidae.